Lolium rigidum is the source of this 1716-nucleotide messenger RNA. Its product is annotated as E3 ubiquitin-protein ligase At1g63170-like. Lineage: Eukaryota; Viridiplantae; Streptophyta; Magnoliopsida; Poales; Poaceae. The coding region runs from base 315 to 1523 and encodes 402 amino acids. The record is from RefSeq and is a predicted model, not a curated record. The transcript is spliced from 5 exons.
GCUGCUCUCGCCCCGGCGCCUCCCAGUUCGCCCGAGUUGCGCACAGAGGGACACCAGCUGCCGGGCCGUCGAUCUACCCGCCGCGGCGCUACUCGGAGCCCGUGGAAAACUAUUAUUGAUAAUCUUAACGGCAAGACUGCGUUGAAGCCUGGGAUUUUCUGUUGAAGCGUGCACAGAAAUAUUUUUCAGAACUUCGGUAUCUGGCAAGGAACACAGCAAGCAGGGCAUAGAAAUGUGGCAGCUUGCUUCCCUCCUCUGUUACUUCUGAAUACUGAGGAACUUAGCUUAUCAUAUUCCUCAAAGAUCGUGCUGAUAUGCAAUCUGGGAUGGAACAGACAACAGGUGUAAGUGGCCAUGAACACGUAAUUGAUAUUCCAAGGGAUACCGGUCCUUCUAUCUCGGCAUCACAUAGUGUUGGUAGAGAUAACCAUGAAGGGGUCAAUCCUGUGGACAGGCCUUCAACGAGAGCAGUGGCGUCUGCGUUGCAGCCACCAUCAGCCAUUGGCCCUCCUCAUGCAGGGAACGCUUCAGGCACUAGGAGAAGUGAUAACUAUGGUCGGCGGCAUAGAAGCCCUUUGAACUCUGGACUAUGGAUUUCAAUUGAAGUAAUCGUUAAUGUGAGCCAAAUUGUUGCUGCCAUUGUUGUGUUAUCCUUGUCAAGGAAGGAACAUCCACAAGCUCCAUUGUUUGAGUGGGUCAUAGGUUACACAGUUGGAUGUUUUGCCACUUUGCCUCAUCUUUAUUGGCGCUAUAUACACCGUAAUAUCGUGAAUGGUCAGGAUGAGCAAGCACAUUCACUUCAGGGUUCCUCGCAGAACAACUCGACCGAGCCCACUCCUGCAAGUGUAUCAGAGCGGCGAAGGACUGCUGCACGAAAUGCAGUUCUGGCUAACCCAAGGAUUAAUGCACUUUUUGACCACUUCAAGAUGGCCUUGGAUUGUUUCUUUGCUGUGUGGUUUGUCGUAGGAAACGUGUGGAUAUUUGGUGGGCGUUCUUCUGCUGUUGAUGCUCCAAACUUGUACAGGUUAUGCAUCGUGUUCCUCACCUUCAGUUGUAUUGGGUAUGCCAUGCCUUUCAUCCUCUGUGCAAUGAUAUGCUGCUGUCUCCCCUGCAUUAUAUCGGUCAUGGGUUUUAGAGAAGACACAAACAAUACAAGAGGGGCCACCUCGGAAUCCAUCAAUACUUUGCCGACUUAUAAAUUCAAAACCAAGAAACGCCGCCAUGGUUCAGGGAACGAAGCUGAAGGCCAAGAUGGAGGUGUUGUGGCUGCAGGAACUGACAAGGAGCGAGCGCUUUCUGCCGAAGAUGCUGUUUGCUGCAUCUGCCUUGCUAAGUAUGCACACAAUGACGAGCUUCGUGAGCUUCCUUGCACACAUUGUUUCCACAAGGAAUGUGUUGAUAAAUGGCUGAAGAUAAAUGCACUUUGCCCUCUGUGCAAAGCUGAGAUAGCAAGCUCAUCCGGCACAUCUGAUACUCGGCACACCGACCAUUCGAUUCCGGUGCAGGAGAUUGAAAUGCAUUAGGCUGGUCUGCCUUCUGAGCCAACACGUAAGAGUAUAGCCACUCGCGGUGCCCAUCUGCAUGUAUAAAGUCGGAAGCAUUUGGCAUAUGGAUUGUAACGACGUCCAUGGUUCUUAUUUUUUGUCCCUUUUAUCUUGGAGAGAAGUACAGCUCCUCUCGCUGUCGAUACUCUACAAUGCAAUGCAAUAUUGUUUC